Molecule: messenger RNA, 1296 nt
Organism: Mesorhabditis spiculigera
Lineage: Eukaryota; Metazoa; Nematoda; Chromadorea; Rhabditida; Rhabditidae
Source: the annotation of a GenBank genome assembly
AUGAACCAGGAACCAAUCCGUGCGGUUCCCGGGAUCGCCACCCCCUCGAUGUCUGUCCGAGGCCCACGCCCUCUAUCACCUCCACCACCGAUCUAUACCCCUGAUAUGGCCGCCGGCCAAUACCAAGGCAAACUCUCUCCAAACGGCACGUCCUAUGGUGGCUCCAGCGGCGCAGAAUUAAUUGCACCGCCGAAAGCGGACAAUCGGUUCCUCAAUUCCGUCUACUGGCUCGUCAACAACCACAGGAAAUUUGCGAUCAGGCAGGUGCUGCUGGUGAUCGUCUUCACGGCUUGUACCCUACUGGGCGGGAUGUUUUUCUACUUCUCCGAGCAUGGAUAUGAGAAGAAGAUGGUCCGAAGACAAGUCGCAGCUCUUAAUGCGGAAAUUGCCAGCCUCGCCCAACAAAUGCCAGCCGUACUGGCAACCGGAAACGCCACCGACGUCUACGAGUUCAUUAGGAACGCCUACAAAGAACUCCUCAAAAACGAGCGUCGCUACACCUUAUCCGCGCUGUGGAAGUAUGAUGAUGGGAAUUACGCCUGGCAGUAUUGGCCGGCUGUCUUCUACUGCACCAACAUCUUCAUGGGGGUCGAUUACGGAAGUGUUCCCGGUCAAAAUGGCGUUGGUCGGCUUACACUCGCCAUCUACGCGUUCGGUGCUCUGGCAUUGGCCCAAGUGGUGGUCCGAGAUCUGGGCCAUUGGUAUCUCUUCUUGUUCACGAAGCUCUACGCUGCUAUCUACGGUCCGAUUCGAAAGCUGCUUGGCCUUGGUCCAAAGGAUGAGAUUGAGCUUCCAGUCGUUAUAUCUUUUGGAUUACUACUAGCUAGUUGGGCCCUUUGCGCGGCCUUCAUCUGCGGCUACGACGCCGCCUUCGGCCCGGGCAGCAUCAACUAUUGGCUGUCCAUCUACCUCUCGUUCUUGACCGUCACCACCAUUGGUAUCGGUGACAUCAUGCCGACAUACACCUAUAAAGCCCCGCUGUGGAAAUUCUUCUGUUUCUUCAUCGGGACGCCUUUCCGGUCUGUCAACCAUAGUGCGUUCGUCCACUUUGAGCGCACGAUAUUUUACCCGUUGACGAAGCUUGGGGACAAGAUCAUGGGUGCUGUGAAUAAUCGAGCUGCGCCCGGGGCUCAGAAGCCAAAGCCAUCCGAAGAUGAGCUUGACGGUGGAAUCCGUAACUUCAUCACCGACCGUACCGAUCUGUAUGGUGGACAGUACGGCAGGGUCCGAAUGACAGCCGAAGAGGUCGACGACUCACUACGCCCAAAUCUCAAUGCUGAUUUGGUGCGAGUGCCG